UCGAAGCGGACAGCAUGACGAGUGCAGCUCCACCGUCUGUUCAACGUGGUAUUGUUAAACAGGUUCUCUCAGGAGAUGCUGUUGUCAUCCGCGGUCAGCCCAAGGGGGGGCCUCCCCCGGAGAGGACCAUCUGUCUGUCUAAUGUGACAGCCCCCAGGUUAGCCAGGAGGGCCAACCCUAAUCUGGAGGGAUCCCAGGAAACAAAAGAUGAUCCAUAUGCCUGGGAAGCCCGUGAAUUCUUGAGGAAAAAGCUGAUUGGGAGAGAAGUGGUGUUUACUGUGGAAUACAAGGUCCCGGGCACAGGGCGAGAGUAUGGCUGUGUUUAUCUGGGCAAAGAUACAACGGGCGAAAACAUGACUGAAGCUCUAAUAUCAGAAGGCCUGGUGGAAGUCCGAAGGAGUGGCAUUAAACCUGGAGAUGAAAACCAGCGGUUGAUACAACUAGAGGACUCUGCCACAGCAGCUAAGGGGAAGUGGGCAGCAGGAACAGGCAGUGAGCACGUACGAAACAUCACGUGGACUCUGGAAAAUCCACGCAACUUUGUGGAUUCAUUCCAUACCAAACCCAUAGAAGCCGUUAUUGAGCAUGUGCGUGACGGGUGCACUGUACGAGCCUUUCUUCUACCAUCUUUCCACUACGUCACUGUGAUGUUGUCAGGUGUUAAGUGCCCUAUGUUCAAGCUUGAAGGCACAGAACAGGUGGCAGAGCCAUUUGCAGAGGAAGCUAAAUUCUUUACAGAGUCGCGUUUACUGCAGAGAGAUGUCAAGAUCGUUCUUGAGGGUGUGUCCAAUCAGAAUUUAUUGGGAACCGUUCUACAUCCAAAUGGGAAUAUCACAGAGCUGUUGUUGCGGGAAGGAUUUGCGCGAUGUGUGGACUGGAGUAUGGGUGUGGUAUCUCAAGGAGCAGAUAAACUUCGGGCAGCGGAGAGAGUUGCGAAAGAAAAGAAACUUCGCAUAUGGAAGGAUUACAAUCCAACUGUCUCCACAGUUGACAUUAAGGACAAAAACUUCCAAGGAAAUGUAGUGGAAGUUGUCAAUGGGGACUCACUUGUGGUGAAAACAUCCGAAGGAAAAUACCGGAAGAUCUUUUUAGCCAGCAUUCGACCACCAAGAUUACCGGCUGAAAAUCCAGACAAUCCACCCGAGAAGAAAGAGGGAAACAAGAGGUCACGACCUCUCUAUGAUAUACCUUACAUGUUUGAGGCCAGGGAAUUUUUACGGAAAAAACUCAUUGGCAAAAAGGUGAGCGUACAGGUGGACUACAUCCAGCCCCCAGACAAGGGCUUCCCGGAGAGGUCUUGUUGUACGGUCACCAUUGGUGGAAUUAAUGUGGCUGAGGCACUGGUGAGUAAGGGACUGGCGACAGUCUUGAGAUAUCGUCAGGAUGAUGAUCAGAGAUCCUCCCACUAUGACGAUCUGUUAGCCGCUGAAGCCAGAGCCCAGAAGAAAGGUGUCGGUCUUCAUUCCAAGAAAGAACCUCCUAUCCACAGAGUGGCUGAUAUAUCAGGGGAUGUACCCAAGUCCAAACAGUUUCUUCCAUUUUUACAACGUGCUGGGCGCUGUGAGGCAGUGGUAGAGUUUGUGGCUAGCGGCUCCAGACUCAGGCUCUUCAUCCCCAGGGAGACAUGUCUUAUCACAUUCCUUGUUUCAGGUAUUGAUUGCCCUCGUGCUUCACGCCCAGGACCAGGAGGGGUCACGAUGCCUGCAGAACCCUUUGGAGAGGAAGCUCUUGUCUAUACUAAAGAGAACUGUCUACAACGAGAGGUAGAGGUGGAAGUUGAAGCUAUAGACAAGGGAGGCAACUUCAUCGGGUGGCUGUUUGUUGAAGGUUUGAACUUGUCAGUAGGUCUGGUCUCCAAAGGCCUUGCUAAAGUUCACUUCACAGCAGAGCGGAGUUCACACUACAAAACACUGCUGAAUGCGGAGGAGAAAGCUCGGGAAAAGAAGCUGAAUAUUUGGUCAGUGGUUGAUGACGCCCCAAAACAGGAAGUGGUUGUAGAGGAACCCGUUGAAAGGAAAAUCAACUACAGCAAUGUGGUUGUCACAGAGCUCCUGGACGAUCUGCGGUUCUAUGUUCAGUAUGUCGACAAUGGUCCUAAGCUAGAACAGUUAAUGGAGCAGUUGAGAGAAGAGAUGGAGAGUAAUCCUCCACUGCCAGGAGCCUACACCCCUAAGAAGGGAGAACUUUGUGCGGCCAAGUUUGAGGACGGAGAAUGGUACAGGGCUAAAGUUGAAAAAGUGGAAGGUGCUAAAGUGUCUAUCUUUUAUAUAGAUUACGGAAAUAGAGAGAAAACCUCUGCAUCCAAGCUGGCUGUUCUCCCUGCAUCUUUCCACGUACUCCCAGCGCAGGCGCACGAGAUGACGCUUGCCUGCGUUCAACUUCCAGAAGAUGAAGAUGCCAAGAAGGAUGCUUUGGAGGCAUUAAGCACUGAUGUUCUCAACAAGCAGUUGCUGAUGAAUGUGGAGUACAAGAGUAGUUCAGGUGACUGUGUGAGCCUGCUGACCCCAGAAAAGGAGGACAUCGCGCUGGGGCUUGUCUCUGAGGGACUCAUUCUGGUGGAGAACAGGAAGGAGAAGAGACUGGCUAAACUGGUGUCUGAUUACCGUACUGCUCAGGACAGGGCUAAGUCAGCCAGGAUGAACCUCUGGCGUUAUGGAGAUUUUACAGAGGACGACGCCAAGGAAUUUGGCUACCAGCGCUAGUUUCAACUAGCCGGUCUACAUAAGCAGAACCAAGUUGAAGCUAGGAUUUUCAAAUUAAAAAAUUUACACUUCUUGAAGUGGAAAAAUAUAUUAAGGAUAUUUGAAUCAUUUGAUGAGUUAUAUAUCAAAAUAAAAAAAAAGAAAAAAGAGCAUGGUACGCAUGUUUAUGUUUUGGAGUCAGUUAAUAUUUUCCUGUGGAAGGUGAGAACAUUUGUUUGUUAUGAUAAUGUCAUAAUGAGAUUUUUUUUUAUUGUCAUUCAUUUCCUGUGCACUUUAUAUUGGCAUAUCGAAGUACAUGUGGAUUCUCAUACAUAACCUAGGUAGGACUAUAUCAUUUUAUGUGCAGUUUGUAUUUUAUGAGGAAUGUUUAGAGCCCAUUCUGCAUCUUAAGUGUACAAUGACAUAAAAAACUUUAAGAGGCAUUAUCAAAGAGUGAAAGUUAAGCGAAUAUGUGUAGUAUCUGGUGGCAAAAUAUCUUCAUAUGAUGUUUAGAAACUUUACAGGUGAAUGGUCUUAUGUAAUGUAUAUCAUUACGUCAGUUGAUGAUAGUACAGAUUACAAGUUCACCUACACAGUCACAAACUGAGGAUGGGUAGGCCCACACCAGUGUAUAAAGUCCUUUGAAAAUAUGAUGGUCAAAAGUUCAUUUGUUCUCCGCUAUUGCCGUUGAUAGUGGAAAAUUAUUAUCUGACUGGAGCGGGUGCUGGAAUGAUGCAAAGUAUUGACCUUGCUGUUUGACAGUUUUGCACUGAAGAGACCAAUUUCAUUUUUGUCGUCCCAACAUUAUCAUGAAUCAGAGGAAUUCGGCAAGCUCACAGCUCUUUAAUUCUCAUCUUCACCUACAUACCUUGAACAUUGACUGGCUUACUACAUCGUGCAGGGCAACUCAUGAGCAAGGCCAGACUUUCCAAGCACAGUGCUGAUUUCUUUGUUAGAACUAAGUUAAUUUGUAUGGAAAUGUGUGAAUGAACUCUUAAAAAAAAAAAAAAAAAUAAAGAAGAAAAAUAUCCCGGGAAUUUGAAAUUUUUUGAGAAAUGAAAAACGUCUGAUUCCCUGCUCACAGUUUCCUGACAUUUUACAAAGGGGAAAAUGUUAUAUUUUUAUGAAUUCUUUAUUCGUCUAGACAACCUUGUGGGCUGACAUGUAUUUUUUGUAUACAUGUAGAUAAUGUUGAUGAAAUGUUCUUCCCUGCUGGUUGUUAGGGAGUUAUUGAAUGACGAUAGUCACAUCAGAUAGCACUUAUCCUAAACCUUGUCUACAGUGGUUGGAUAUUCAAUGCAAAACUGUUAAAUAAUAAAAAAAAAUAUCACAGUA
Liolophura sinensis is the source of this 4016-nucleotide messenger RNA. RefSeq names its product staphylococcal nuclease domain-containing protein 1-like. Gene Ontology annotation, biological process: mRNA catabolic process; regulatory ncRNA-mediated gene silencing. Gene Ontology annotation, cellular component: nucleus; RNAi effector complex; cytosol. NCBI's taxonomy places the organism in Eukaryota, Metazoa, Mollusca, Polyplacophora, Chitonida, Chitonidae. The record is from RefSeq and is a predicted model, not a curated record. Gene Ontology annotation, molecular function: RNA binding; nuclease activity.